AUGGAGGCAAAGGCUGCAGAGCUUCUGGCGGUCUUCAAGAACCCCAACGUCUCUAUUGACUCUCGCGUCGCCCACCUGACCGCCAUCAAAUCCGAUAUCAAGCAAAAAAACGUCCCCGAAAGUGCGAUUGUAAUCAUCUUUGAUACCCUGCGACUUGCUAUCAGUUCUCAGCAUUACUCAGUGGCCAGCGCCGGCUUCUCCACCCUGGGCCAUUUCUUGAAGCGUCUUUCAAUCCAAGAUCAGCAACAAUGGAUCCUCAGCCAAGCAUCCAACUUCUAUCCUAUCCUGCUGGAGCGACUGGGUGAUCAUAAGGAACGCGUGCGCGCCCAAUCCGCAUCUAUCUUCACCGAACUUUGGUUACAGGCAAACAGCGAAGCCGAAUACUAUGUGCUACAGUGUGCCCUAGUGGGUAAGAACCCAAGGGCCAAAGAAACGAGCAUGCUAUGGUUAUCAUCUAUGACGAAGAACCACGGUUUGUUAUUCCGACAGUACGUGCCCUCACUGGUUGCGUGCUUAGAAGAUGCCGACAGCUCUGUUCGAGAUACGGCGAGAUCAACUGUUGUGGAAUUGUUUAGAAAUGGUUCUGCGAGGGCCAAGUCAGAUCUACAAAAACAGAUUGUGGCUCGUGGGGUGAGGAAGUCGAUCGCAAGCGCUAUCUUGUCGAGCAUUGGCCUUGGCUCUGGAGAGCCGGAGAGCUCAAAUAGACCUGUCUCCCGCGUCGAGCGGCCGAUCUCAGUCAUGUCGUCCCGCUCACAUGCUGUCCAAGUACAUGAUGAUGAACACGAAUCGCGAACCCGACCGGCCCUAUCAAGAGGCCAUCAAGAUCGCUCGACCCCUGGUCCCCCAGAAGCCCCCAGUCGACCCAAGACCCCUGCCGAGAUACCUCACGUCCAGAAGCCUCUUUCAGAGGAGGAUGGCGUUGAGCCCUUGCUAGUUUCAUCGUCUCGAGACGUUGAAGAUACCGUACGGGAUAUGGCUUAUUGGUUUGAAGGCAAAGAAUCUGAGGAUAAUUGGAUGAAACGUGAAAAAAGCGCUAUCCAUCUCCGAAGACUCACUCGCGGUAAUGCGCCCCAUGAUUUCUUACAGUCUUUCCUUCAGGGCAUCAAAUCCCUUCUGGAUGGAAUUUUCAAAGUUGUGCAUUCCCUGAGAACUACUCUUUGCAGUGCUGGCUGCCUCUUGAUCCAAGAUAUCGCGCAGAUCUGUGGCCCCAAGAUUGACGGCAUGGUCGAGAUCAUGAUGCAGAACUUGAUGAAGCUCUGUGGAUCUUUAAAGAAAAUCGCAGCACAGAAUGGAUGCGCUACAGUCGACGCUGUCAUUGGAAAUGUGACAUUCAACAUACGAAUUCUGCAACACGUUCAUUGGGCUUCUCAAGAUAAGAAUGUGCAGCUACGUCUUUCUGCCCCUGGAUGGCUACGAACCUUGAUUUCUCGCCAAUCCCACCAUAAAAGCACAGUCGAACAUGGUGGCGGCCUGGACCUCAUCGAUAAGUCUCUCAGGAAGGGCCUUGCUGACGCAAACCCCGGUGUUCGAGAGGCAGUACGCAGUACCUUCUGGACUUUCUUUGGCGUAUGGCCCGAGAGGGCCAACCUGAUCUUGUUUGAUCUCGACGCCAAGUCACGCAACCUGUUGGAGAAGGACCCGUCGAAUCCUAACGCGAGUCAAGCGGCGCCCGCCUCUGCUGGCAAGAGUGCCAGCGGCCCCGCUGCUCGUUCUGCAUUAAAAGAGGCCAUUGCCGCCAAAAGGAGAGCUGCUAACAUGGCCUCCCGCCCUGAGUCUGCCCAGCCAACUUUCAAUGAUACCAAGGCGCCAGAGUCCUCUAGACCGACGGCGAGAACAGUUCCUACUGGUGCACCUCUUUCUUCCCUGUCCUCCGCCCCGAUGCGCCCUGCCAUGAAACCACGACGAGCUGAAAUAAACCGUCCGGCAACCGCAGACCCGUAUGCAUCUCGGCCAAGCUCUAGAGCGGCCCAAUCAUCUAGCAAGACGCCGGUCAGCUCUCCAAGAUCAGUGAGAUCCAAGGCCACCACACCGUCAUCCAAAACAAUAUCCGCUCCCCGUCUCCGACCUCAUGAGGCAGGCCAAACAGGAACAACCAGAGGCAAGCCUAAGAAGCUGGAUCUUUCCAAAUCUAAGUCCCACGGGGACCUCGCAGCUGCGAGUCAUGCACAACCAGAUGAGCCGGCCUAUGUUGUAUUGGAGAGCCCUCCCCUUCCAGCAUCCCAACCACCCCUCCGCAGCCACCGGCUACCUGGGCCUAGUCAAGAAGCAGCUCCAGAGCCUGUUGAAGAACCGCAGCCUCUUUCCCUAGAAGAGGCUGUUACUGUGCCCUCGCCGAGCACACCCAGACUGGAUCCCACAGUGCCACACCAUUCCGACCUGGAGGCCGAACCAGAAUCUCCUCCCAAGAUCCAACCCGACGAAAUGGUCAUAUAUGAGGACCCUGAUACCCCCGUUGCUGUUGAAGUCGACGCCCCUGAUAUGGCACCUGUUGAGCAUCUUACGCCACGAAAGUCCCCAACAAGAUCCCCGACGAGAUCUCCUGUGAGAACGCCGCGCCAUCCUCAUUACGAACCGGCCCUGGCUGAGGAAAUCGUAGCACAAGCCCCGGCUGGCCUGGAGACGCCGACCAAGAAUUUCUCUAUUGAAUUGAGUCCCCAACAGGCCCAACAGGGACCAACCAAAGAUACUGUGGCCAAUGAACCCCACUUUCAAUCGCCAAUUCGGAGAACACCCCUUCCAGGUAGUCCUUCCGCUUCAAGGAAUCGCCUUCAAUCUACAUCUCCUGAAAAGGGGAUGGGGAUGAGCCCUGCUCUAGCACAGGAAUCACUAAGGGAGCCUAUGGCCGAGAAGAACCUCAAUAAUGAGAAUGUCGCGCCCCAAAACAAAGUUCCUGACUAUUCGGCAGUACCUCUGUCUGCCGGCAAGCCCGGUGCUCUGGAAGAGGUAUCUCCUAAUGAGUCAGUGCCGAGAAGCGUCGAGCCAAGGCAAAGAUCCGUUGAAUCUUUGGCCCACUCCACGGGAGAGGAAACGUUGCGCCGCAGUCGAAAGUGGGCCGAAAGACAUCGGAGCCCAAGUCCUCGAUCGAAGGACCCCGCUAAUGCCAGAGAGAUGCUUCCCAAGGCCCUCAAGCGAAUCGGCACAAAGACAAUGGAUAUUUCUGGUUACCGAAAACUGCAAGGCCUUUUCCAAUAUCAUGGCGAAGAGCUCAUCUCUCAAGAUAAGGAUUACUAUGCCGUACUUGGGGCCCUUCUGCAUGAACUCGAGUCUGCACCAAUGAACCGCAAGGAUCACGACGUGAAAACUCAGAUCCUUGCCACGAUCCGCUCUAUGCUUAUUCGUACGAGUGAGAUGUUCCACCGAUAUGACAUCCCUGCCAUGGCCUCCCUCAUUCGGGCUCGCCAGCAUUACGAAUCCAACUCGCACUUUGUCACUUGCCUAGAGGAAGUUGCAGAGCAGUUAGUCACCUUGAUCCCGACCUCAGUCUCCAUCAAAGGUGUUCUCCAGGGACUGGACCUGGGAGGAGAUGCUAACAGCGAGGGAGCUUACCGAUCAAUCAUUCUGGGACUGUCCACCAUGCAUCAAGCCCUUGCCCAAGGAAGUGAGGAAAUCUCCGACGAAGUUCUCGCCAGUAUCGGAGAUGUGGUUAGCCAACAGCUCAACCACUCCAGACCAGGUGUGCGCAAGCAAGCCACCGAGCUGUGUACCCUCCUGAACCUGAAAUUCGGACUUGAACGUGUUCAGAAGCUCACCCAGCCGGCAGGGGAGGGAUCACUCAACCUGCUCACCUAUUUCAUGGCCCGCCGGUCUCAAUGA
This is a messenger RNA of Penicillium manginii, 3813 nucleotides long. RefSeq lists its product as uncharacterized. Gene Ontology annotation, biological process: astral microtubule depolymerization; mitotic spindle assembly. The record is from RefSeq and is a predicted model, not a curated record. Gene Ontology annotation, molecular function: microtubule binding. Gene Ontology annotation, cellular component: spindle microtubule; microtubule organizing center; cytoplasmic microtubule. Bases 1 to 3813 code for a protein of 1270 amino acids. Lineage: Eukaryota; Fungi; Ascomycota; Eurotiomycetes; Eurotiales; Aspergillaceae. The transcript has 5 exons.